AUGGGCUGGCGACCGCGGCUCCUCUGCUGCCUCUUCCUGUCCCUGACGCUGGCAGGGCUCGCGCGCGCCGCCACGGUCCACCAGGAGUGGGAGAUCAGCUACCAGUUCAAGAGCCCCGACUGCGUGCGCAAGCUGGCGGUGACCAUCAACGGGCAGACGCCGGGGCCGACCAUCCGCGCCACGCAGGGCGACACCGUGGUGGUGAGGGUGAAGAACUCCCUGCUCACCGAGAACGUGGCCAUCCACUGGCACGGCAUCCGGCAGAUCGGCACGCCGUGGGCGGACGGCACGGAGGGCGUGACGCAGUGCCCCAUCCUCCCCGGGGACACCUUCACCUACACCUUCGUCGUCGACCGCCCGGGCACCUACAUGUACCACGCGCACUACGGGAUGCAGCGCUCGGCGGGGCUCAACGGCCUCAUCGUCGUUGCCGCGGCGCCCGGCGGCGGGCCCGACGCCGAGCCCUUCAGGUACGACGGCGAGCACCACGUGCUGCUCAACGACUGGUGGCACAAGAGCACCUACGAGCAGGCCACGGGGCUCGCGUCCGUGCCGUUCGGCUGGGUGGGGGAGCCGCAGUCGCUGCUCAUCAACGGCCGCGGCAGGUUCGUCAACUGCUCGUCCAUGGCGGGCGGGGCCUGCAACGCCACGCUCCCGGAGUGCGCCGCGCCGGUGUUCGCCGUCGUGCCCGGCAAGACCUACAGGUUCCGCAUUGCCAGCGUCACGUCGCUGUCGGCGCUCAACUUUGAGAUCGAGGGCCACGAAAUGACGGUGGUGGAGGCCGACGGCCACUACGUGAAGCCGUUCGUGGUGAAGAACCUCAACAUCUACUCCGGCGAGACCUACUCCGUGCUCAUCAAGGCCGACCAGAACCCCAACCGCAACUACUGGCUCGCCUCCAACGUCGUCAGCCGCGAGCCCGGCACGCCCACGGGCACCGCCGUCCUCAGCUACUACGGCGGCCGCAGCAGCCCGCGGAAGCCGCCGCCGACCACCCCUCCCACGGGGCCGGCCUGGAACGACACCACGUACCGGUUCCGGCAGAGCGUGGCGACGGUGGCGCACCCUGCGCACGUCCAGACCCCGCCGCCGCGCGCCGACCGUGUCAUCCUCCUGCUCAACACGCAGAACAAGAUCGACGGGCACAUGAAGUGGGCGCUCAACAGCGUGUCCUUCACGCUGCCGCACACGCCCUACCUGGUGGCCAUGAAGAGCGGCCUCCUCGGCGCCUUCGAUCAGCGCCCGCCGCCGGAGACGUACGCGCACCAGGGGUACGAUGUAUACGCUCCGCCGCCGAACCCGAACGCGACGGUCAGCGACGGGCUGUACCGGCUGCGGUUCGGCUCCGUCGUCGACGUGGUGCUGCAGAACGCCAACAUGCUGGCGGCCAACAAGAGCGAGACGCACCCGUGGCACCUGCACGGCCACGACUUCUGGGUGCUGGGCUACGGCAUCGGCCGCUUCGACCCGGCGGUGCACCCGGCGUCCUACAACCUCAAGGACCCCAUCCUGAAGAACACGGUGGCCGUGCACCCCUACGGCUGGACGGCGCUGCGGUUCAAGGCCGACAACCCCGGCGUGUGGGCGUUCCAUUGCCACAUCGAGUCUCAUUUCUUCAUGGGAAUGGGCAUCGCCUUCGAGGAAGGCGUCGAGCGCGUCGCUCAGCUCCCGCAACAGAUCAUGGGGUGCGGGAAGACCAAGGGCGGCCACUAA
Messenger RNA from Miscanthus lutarioriparius, 1713 nucleotides. NCBI's taxonomy places the organism in Eukaryota, Viridiplantae, Streptophyta, Magnoliopsida, Poales, Poaceae. The record is from the annotation of a GenBank genome assembly.